Messenger RNA from Carlito syrichta (Philippine tarsier), 1292 nucleotides. It is a transcript of the gene TGIF2, whose product is annotated as TGFB induced factor homeobox 2. The transcript has 2 exons. Lineage: Eukaryota; Metazoa; Chordata; Mammalia; Primates; Tarsiidae. Gene Ontology annotation, biological process: regulation of transcription by RNA polymerase II. Gene Ontology annotation, molecular function: DNA-binding transcription factor activity, RNA polymerase II-specific; RNA polymerase II cis-regulatory region sequence-specific DNA binding. The record is from RefSeq and is a predicted model, not a curated record. Bases 26 to 739 code for a protein of 237 amino acids.
AGGUCCCGCCUAGCCCCCAGGCACCAUGUCGGAUAGUGAUCUCGGUGAGGAUGAGGGCCUUCUCUCCCUGGCGGGCAAGAGGAAGCGCAGGGGAAACCUGCCCAAGGAGUCGGUGAAGAUCCUUCGGGACUGGCUGUACCUGCACCGCUACAAUGCCUACCCCUCGGAGCAGGAGAAACUGAGCCUCUCCAGACAGACCAACCUGUCAGUGCUGCAGAUAUGCAAUUGGUUCAUCAAUGCCCGGCGGCGGUUGCUCCCAGACAUGCUUCGGAAGGAUGGCAAAGACCCGAAUCAGUUCACCAUCUCCCGCCGUGGGGGCAAGGCCUCAGAUGUCGCCCUCCCCCGUGGCAGCAGCCCCUCGGUGCUGGCUGUGUCUGUGCCAGCCCCCACCAAUGUGCUCUCCUUGUCCGUGUGCUCCGUGCCGCUCCACUCGGGCCAGGGGGAGAAGCCAGCGGCCCCCUUCCCACAGGGGGAGCUGGAGGCCCCCAAACCACUGGUGACCCCUGGUAGCACACUCACCCUGCUGACCAGGGCCGAGGCUGGGAGCCCCACAGGUGGACUCUUCAACACACCACCGCCCACACCCCCAGAGCAGGACAAAGAGGACUUUAGCAGCUUCCAGCUGCUGGUGGAGGUGGCACUACAGAGGGCUGCUGAGAUGGAGCUUCAGAAGCAGCAGGACCCGGCACUCCCAUUACUGCACACGCCCAUCCCCCUAGUCUCUGAGAACCCCAAGUAGGCAUCUGGCCACAGGGGUGCUUGAGGCUCGAGCCAGCUGUCCCGGGUUUCCGUUUUGGUUCCCUUCCACACAGAGGGUUUUCCAUGGAUCACUGCCAAAUGUCGGGAUCAUCUCCUCUGUCCAGAGGUCUUCAGCAGGAAGGCGCCAGCUGGUGUCAACUGCACUGUGAUGAGGGACCUCUCCUCUGCUGACUCUGCCGUUUCUCCAGGCCUCCCCUCAGUGAAGAGGCCAAGAGAUUGGAGACAGGCAUGGUGCUGCUGCUGCUGCUUCUCCAGAGCAUCCCUGGGACACCUUUGUUCCAGCCUGGCUUCCUGGGCUGUGCUGGACUGGCCUCAGGAAACCUGCCAAGAUCAGACCGAUGUUGUAUCCAAGUUGUCUCUGUCCAGCCAGGUGUGGACAUUCCAAGUUCAUAAGAGCAUGAACAGAAGAGGAACCCAGCAGAUGUAACAGAACCGACUCCAGUUGAAUGUUUAGAUGUGUGCUAAACUGUUCAUUUUCCCCUUUUUGCUGUGGUUUGCAUUAAUGGCAGUAGUUAGCCCAGGUGUGAGGGAUA